UACUUGCACUUUAGCGCCGCCACAUCGGGGCGAAGCGAUGAUCACUUGUUUAUUUAUGGAAGGCAGUUGCUGGAGACGAUUGUAGACGAAUUUUAUAACCAUAACUGUGCCGUAACAGACACGUUUGUAUACCUAGCAAAUGUCUUUAUUCGCUUAAAAUAAUUAUCAGUGAAUAUUGCGGUAAAUAAAUGACGAAUCGCACAACCGCCUGCUACGGUCGGCCAAGACGCAGGCCAGCCACCUAGCAACACGCGUGUUAUGACUCUUCGCAGCAUGGACUCGUCCACCACUGGAGGGCGCUCCCCGGCUGCCGCCGCCGCGUCGCAACUCUACUACAUCUGCACUGCCUGCAGCAAGUGCCUCGAGACUGAGGCACUGUUCCUCCGUCACUCGCGCCGCGUUCACUGCAAGGUGCUGCACGUGUCAAAGGUCGAGGGACCCGGCGAGGACGACUCCCACGCCGUCGGUGACUGGCAGGUGGCGCUGCCGACGGCCGCGACGAGCCGCUGCAUCCAGCAGGUGACCCGACUCCCCGGCGGAGGUCAGCAGAGUCGAUUUCGGGAGAUCGCCGCCUCGACUGCCGCCGCGCGGAAACAGUCGAGCCGUGGCGAGGUGAAGGGGGCGCCGGUGUCACCGCCCGCGUGCCGGUUCUUAGGGGGCGCCACCGAGGAAGAUGCGGCGGUGGAUAACGACCGCGUGGCGGUGGUGCAGCACGGAGCGUGGGUGAACGCAGUGCCUGCCGGGGGCGAGGGGUCUGGAAGCCGGGCCACGCGGUCGCUGGAUGAGCAGGCGAUACACAGCACCAGCCUGGAAGCGCACGGCGGCGGCGGCGCGGGCGAGGCGCACCCAGGGGGUGCCGCCGACUUCGUUCAUCCGUCCGUCGCGCAGAACAUCCAGGACAUUCUCGACUGGAGCACGCAGACGGACGAGGUCGAUCGAAAGUGCAACCAGCAGGGGGUGCUGCGGUCGGACGAGAGCGACGGCGCUGCCGGCCCGCUGUCGUCGAGCGCGGACACGUACCUCGACCGGAUCGACGGUGGCGCCUCCGAGUGUGGCGCGGACCCGAUGGAGGGCUGUGACGACGCCGACAUAAAAGAGGUGUUCUCGGACAAAGCUAACCCAGAGGUUGUUCACCAGGUGCAGCGACUGUUCAUGUCCGCCGAUGACGGGCCGCGGGAGCAGUCGCUGGUCCCACUGCAGCAUCCGAGUCCUCUGUCGCAUGCUCAGCCUCCGCUGCGAGCUCAGAGCUGCGGGGGCGGCGGUCUGCGGGCAGGCGGCAUGGUGGGCGAGGGGCCGUACAAGUGCAGCAUAUGUCAGAGCACGUACAAGUCGCACCUGCACCUGAAGAUACACCUGGGCAAGGCGCACAAGGGCGUCGCGUGCCUGCGGCCGUACAAGUGCGGGCUGUGCAACGCGACCUUCUCGCGACGCACGUGCCUGAAGACACACCAGCGAGUACACACGGGCGAGCGGCCGUUCCCCUGCAGGUUCUGCAGUUCGACGUUCGCGACAGCGAGUUCUCUCGCCUACCACACGAAGAUCCACACGUUCUCAUUGUUCACCGUUGUUCGUCUUUCUUAUGUUCCGCAGGUUCUGCAGUUCGACGUUCGCGACAGCCCGCUGUGCACGCGGUGGUGCUUCUUUAGGUCGGAGCUCUGCCGGAAGCACGCGCUGCAUAUGUCACACUUGCGAGAGAACUCCGAGAAGCCGUACAAGUGUCACCUGUGCCACAAGGCGUUCACACAGUCCUCGUCGCUGUCCGGGCACCUGCAGUUUCACGGCACGACGCAGGCCAUGCAGUGCCCGACGUGCGGGCUGUCCUUCAACACGUUCUACGAGCUGCGCAAGCACAUGCGCUACUACCACAAGAAGCAGCAGCAGGGGGCGCCGGCGGGCGCGGCGGGGCCGGCGAAUCCCUCGCUGUCGCUGUACGCAGGCGGCAACGCGUAG
Molecule: messenger RNA, 1950 nt
Organism: Priapulus caudatus
Lineage: Eukaryota; Metazoa; Priapulida; Priapulimorpha; Priapulimorphida; Priapulidae
Product: zinc finger protein 616-like
Exons: 5
Coding region: 259-1950 (563 amino acids)
Biological process (GO): regulation of transcription by RNA polymerase II
Molecular function (GO): DNA-binding transcription factor activity; RNA polymerase II cis-regulatory region sequence-specific DNA binding
Source: RefSeq, a predicted model, not a curated record